Hypoxylon trugodes is the source of this 636-nucleotide messenger RNA. RefSeq names its product DASH complex subunit Dam1-domain-containing protein. NCBI's taxonomy places the organism in Eukaryota, Fungi, Ascomycota, Sordariomycetes, Xylariales, Hypoxylaceae. The transcript is spliced from 3 exons. Gene Ontology annotation, cellular component: DASH complex; mitotic spindle; mitotic spindle pole body. Bases 1 to 636 code for a protein of 211 amino acids. The record is from RefSeq and is a predicted model, not a curated record. Gene Ontology annotation, biological process: mitotic sister chromatid biorientation.
AUGUCGGGGAACGACGGCCACGAUAGCGGCAGACGACCGCGCUCUACAUCGCGAUCGCGUCCGACAACACCCCUCCGCCCCUCAUCCCGCUCCUCGUUCCGCGAAUCUGCUCGGCGUAGUGUUGAAGGUAGCGAACCCUUUCCGUUGAAUACAUUCGAGCCCGCUUUCGCCGAACUUUCUGAUGCCGUUGCCGAUCUCGAGGCGAAUAUGAUGCAUUUCCAAUUGAUGCACGAAAGUCUUGCCCGCUUCAGUGAAAGCUUCGCAAGCUUUCUCUACGGUCUAAAUAUGAAUGCUUUUUGCGUUGAUUUCCCAGAAGGCCCAAUUCCGGAAUCUUUCCGUAGGGCGAAGCUCAACGAAGAGCAAACACCCUCAGUUCCCGUUAGAUCAAGAAGUACAGAACGAGGCGGUGAAUUGGAUGGAGAGACAACAUUUAUGACUACGGACACAUCUUUCGUAGAACAUCCGCCGACCGUCUCUAAACCCACCCCGAAGAAGUUUGCGACACCAGAUACUCGCCAAUCCCGCAUGCCUGGUCCUUCGAGAGGUGGUACACAAUCGCGAGGUAGAGGUGGAACAGGGACGGGAAGAGGUCGUACAAGUGGCCUCGUUAGACCUAGAGCUCGCGGUUUGAGAUGA